Messenger RNA from Syzygium oleosum, 900 nucleotides. RefSeq lists its product as uncharacterized. The record is from RefSeq and is a predicted model, not a curated record. The transcript has a single exon. NCBI's taxonomy places the organism in Eukaryota, Viridiplantae, Streptophyta, Magnoliopsida, Myrtales, Myrtaceae. The coding region runs from base 36 to 737 and encodes 233 amino acids.
CCGAUUGCAAGAGCAAAGACUUUUGGACAGGCAAAAUGGGAAAGAUCGACGCCGACCAAAGCAUACAACACUUAAGCCACCAACAUCCCUUAAGGCUUCUCAACAUCCAGCAGCACUCCACCGGAAGCAGAGUCCUAUGUUCAGGCUGCAAGCUAGCGAUCUCCGAGUGGGCCUACUGUUGCUUCCCAUGCAACUUCUGCCUCCACCGGACCUGUUCCCAGAUGCCGCAGAAGCUGAGCCACAGGAUCGACCCCAAACACAUUCUUACUUUGACCCCGACCCCAGUCUACGAGGGAGGCGCUUUCGUGUGCAAUGCCUGCGGAAAGUUAGGCACGGGCUUUUCUUACCACUGUCAAGAGUGCGAGCUCGAUCUGCAUCCUCUCUGCGCUUUUGCGCCGUCACCAAUUCCUGACACUCCGCUACAACAGCAAGUGAAUUAUUCUCAUGCCGGGCCACCGUGCCACAGCGUCUCUAUCCCAACUGUGCCAGGGCCAGGAUUCAUUAGUCAUCUGUAUUUCCCAGAUCCUAAUCCGCAAGUUGGAUGCACAACCAUGAGAUACCAACCAUAUGAUCACUAUCCGGGUGUAAUUUAUUGUCCAUUUCCAGGACAUGGACCUACUCAGAGGAAUGAUUGGGGUGAGAGUAGUCUGAUGGGUACUGUGUUCCAGGGAAUCGCCGAGGGUUUGGCUCAGCAAGCUGGGACGGACAUCCUCCAAGGCUUCCUAGGAAAUUCCUAGUGGAAGAUAUUAUGUCGCGCAAUCUUCCGCUUCCAGGUAGCUUCGAGCACGCUACAAGGUAUCUUUGAUAUCACCUUGAAUAAGAAAGAAGACGAGAUCAGAUAUGAGUUGCUUGCUAGUUCUGUGAUUGCUCUUUGUUUAUCUCACUCUACCAUUUCGAGGA